This is a messenger RNA of Dalotia coriaria, 3683 nucleotides long. RefSeq names its product leucine-rich repeat-containing protein 2mit (gene 2mit). The transcript has a single exon. Bases 183 to 2582 code for a protein of 799 amino acids. The record is from RefSeq and is a predicted model, not a curated record. NCBI's taxonomy places the organism in Eukaryota, Metazoa, Arthropoda, Insecta, Coleoptera, Staphylinidae. Gene Ontology annotation, molecular function: protein binding.
GGUCGACGUCGGUCGUCCAGCCGCCUCCCGUUCGCGCAACGCACCUUUAGACGACACACGCACGUACGCGAUGUUCGUUAAAUUAAUUACCAAUCCGCCGCGCACGCACUGCGAACUGCAAGCGCCGAAUCAUCAACUUUAAUUUAAACAUUCACGCGGUUUGCAAAAAAAAUGCUGCAACCAUGAGGCCCGACACUCGAAUCAGCCGCCAUCGAUCGUUCGCUUUCAUUUUCGUCCUGCUGAUUUUUCUUGUGAGCUUAAAACAGACAAAUACCGAAAAUGCCACAAAUUACUCAACCACAUCCAAGACUAUCAUCCCGAGUGUCACAGAGCCAAGUCUUCCUUCGAUAACAACAACCCCUGUCGAGAAUGUAGUACCAGUCCAACACAAGGACAAUAAAGAUGCCAUCAUCAACAUUAACCACAAUCAUGUUAACGUUAGUGGAGACAAGUUAGUGAAACAAGUGUCAAACAAUUCGGUGAUAGAUUUAUCGCGUAAGAACAUUACGUCUCUGACCGGAUUAUUCCCUGAUUUCCGGACUUUCAAAGUGCAAUUGCUUAACUUGAGUGCCAAUCAUUUGUAUCUACUCCCAAAUGCCGCGUUCGCCGCUUUAUCGUCGCUGAAAUGCUUGGAUGUGGCCGAGAACAACGUUUCGUUAAUCCAAGCGCAGGCGUUCAACAACCUCACCAACCUGCAGCAUCUCAAUCUCAGCCGCAACAGAUUGACAUCGCUAGCAGACGAGACGUUCAAAGGAUUAUCUAGCCUGCAACAAUUGGACUUGUCCUUCAACGACCUGACCAAUAUCGCGCCCGGUGCUUUGGAGUUAUCCACUCUGACGAGAUUGGUGCUUGCGGGCAAUGAACGACUGGGGUCAAAUGGAGAAUCGCCACUGUUCAUCGCAACCGGUAGACGGUUACAGACCAUGGACGCGACAUCAAUAGCACUAGAGCAAGUGCCAAGCGCACUAACACAUUCGAUACGAACGUUGCAUUUGGCCGAAAAUAAAAUUCAAAUCGUAGGCAGGGGAGACAUGGACUCAUAUCCUCUUUUGCAAUUGUUGGAUCUAGCUUCCAAUAAACUGACGCAAGUCGAAGAGGAUGCUCUGGGUAGGCUCGAAAUGUUAACCAUUUUGUACCUGACCGAUAAUCGGCUAAGUGAGAUGCCCCAUUCAUUGCCGGAACGAUUACAAGUGCUUCAUCUCGAGCGUAACAAGAUCGCAACAUUACGCCCUGCGGAUCUGGAUGGGUUAACACAGUUGGAAGUACUUCUGCUAAGUGGAAACCAUAUUCAGCAGAUUACGGACGGAGCAUUUGUGCAAGUGCCAAACUUGGUCACGCUGGACUUAUCUCAGAAUCCAAUUUUUGAGCUGCCAGCUGGUUGCCUCGCCGGGCCAUCAAAAUUAAGAGUUCUGCGACUAUCGCAGCUGAAUGUGUCAAUGGUUACAGUCGAAGCAACUGCUUUUCCUCUACCCGCCACUGAGUUUUUGAUUACUCUAGAUCUCAGCGGCAGCCCGACAGUAGCGCGUCAAUGGUUGGGGGACACAGCCGCGUUGGCAGCAGCCAGAGAACUGCAGGAGUUGGACCUGAGCGGUUGUGCGAUCGAAACCCUUCCGCGAGACACACUGCACUAUCUGCCGCAGCUGCGCUCGCUUCAUUUACGCGACAACACGCUCAACUGCAGCGGGCUAGAGUGGCUCGCCGAUUGGAUGCGUCUGCAAGAAGUGGCGGAGUACAGAGAUGUGCAUUGUCAAUCGCCCGGGGAACUGUGGGGUACUCUGCUAGUCGAUUUGCAAAGCUUGCAGGAGGUAAAUAUUGACGAAAAACAACCAAAAACCACCCCUCCAACAACAAGCAAACCAACCGAGGCAAAACCAACACAAAAACAAACUCGAAAUGAGUUCGCAAAAAAGGAAGUUGUUGAGGAUAUUUUCAAUCCACCGUUUGUCAUGAAUAUUUUACGGCCGGCUGCGCACGUUACCACGGUGCUUCCAUCACGACCAAGGCUUAAUAGGAUCAUGGCCGAUGAGAACGACAUCCUAGACGCGACUAUUAAGUCGAUCAUUUGGCCCAAAGCUAUUAAAACUGUCACCGCUGCCUCCAGCACAACCCAAACCACUCAGAACAUCAUCGCGGGCAUCUCAAGCACCCCACCGGCAAGCACUGCAACGCACAGUAAUUUAUUCAUGAAAAACUCGAGCGAAUCCGGCAAAAAACCCUCGCAAUAUGCUAACGAUCAUAAACCACCACCGAAAAGCCAAGAUGAUAGCGAAAUUCACGCACCAAAUCAAAUCAAGUCACUAUCGCUGACGGAAACCAAACAUCAAGAGAACACCACCGGUCACACCGAGGCAUCCAUGUACUCCUAUACCAGCCAACCAGAGGGGCCGAAACAACCACAUCCAGGCAUGUAUCUACUGAUCGUCGGCAUCAUGGGCGCGACCUUGAUCCUCAUCACGCUCACGUCCCGCAUGUCUCGAAAAUCGCGCGAUGACCUUCAAAUUCUACGCGCAUACCCGCACGACCAGCACGAAGGUGAGCUCAUCGAGGUGAGCAGUCUGCCGAGUGUCACUGAGCUGUGGUGACACCUGCGCUCGGAUUCAUCCGACUCCUCCAUCGAGGAGGAGCGCGGCCUGGUGCUCUACGACAGCAACAUUGUGUAAAACCAAAUCGGCAAAACUAUGUAAAGUGUAAGUAAAUAUUUGAUUAAGUGAAUAAGUGAAUAAGAUUACUACUAAGAAAAAAGUGCUUGUGAUACAGUAGUUGAUAAAAUAUUGAAUAAUCUAGUCUAGUCUAGUUAAAAUAAAAUUAUACGUUCAAAUUUUUCCGUGCAUUUCAACAUCAACUGCUUAUUUUACGCUGUUUUCAAACUUCAUGGAAAAGAUGGCAACAAAAAUGAUCGCGCAAAGUCAACAAGAAGUUGAUGAAAAAUCAACAUUACAGUAUACAAGACGAAAGAAAUAUUAUAAAACAACAAACACUUAUUUCUAAGUUAAAUUUCAGACAUAUCUAAGAUAUGAGUUAAUUUCAACAUAAUAUAAAUAUAUAUUUUUUAAAUACGCGCCCACAACUACUUCCAAAGUCUUCAUAAAGUCAACUAAGCCAAACAAGUAUCCAAUACAAGUAAUAUGUUGUAAAAGAUGUUUUAAAUGUUUAAAAUUAAGUUUGAAUGACUGGUACAAAUACAUUUGCUAACACUAAUAAUAAUUAUAAAGAAACCUAAUGAUAAUAAACUACUCUGACUCUGACAUCACACACAAAUAAUCUAAGAUCAUUAUAACACUAUCGUUGGAUAAAAAGAAAAUAAUAUGAUGAUGAAUUAAUUAAGAGAAAGUGUAAAUUUUGCUACAAAAAAUAUUACCUGUAUAUAAAUGUCACAAAAACAUAACAUAUAUUAUAUACAAUGCCUAUAUUUAUAUUAAACAAUACACGUUGAGUGUUUUCCCCGACGUUUCGUUUUAAAUAUUUUUUAACACCAAAAUUAAACUGAAUUUCGACAAAUGUGGAGAAUAAAUGUCAAAACCAACGUUAUAAUACAAUAAUCCUCACACGCCAAAAAUAAAAAUGUAGCAACUCAACCAACAUGAAACAUAAAACGGAAAAUGGUUCAUUCCUUUUGCGAAUUUGUUCGAUGUAAUUUUGUGAUAGUUAUAAGGUUGAAACAAAUAAACAAAUAAAACUUUUAA